ACAGCCGCCUGGUUGCUAGGUAAAAAGUAGCGCGCAGAUUCUCGCUCUUUUUACCGUCAGGUGACGCUGUAUUUACAAACUGUAACGGAUUUUGGAGAACGAAAUAUUGUAACAUUUCAGGUAUAAAGAGGACAUUUAAAACGAAAUACAAGAGUUGUAGGCCGUCUGAGAUGAGCUCGAUAGAUGUGAAAAAGUUAAAAGUCGCCGAUCUACGGGCGGAGCUGCAACAGAGGGGCCUAGACACGCGCGGCCUGAAGGCCGAACUAAUCGACCGCUUGCAAGCUGCAAUCGACACUGAGAACGGCGGAGUGAAGGUAGGGGAGGCCGCGGUGGGAGACUGGCCUGCUGAAAGCGAUUCAAGUCUUGAAUGUGGUGAUUCACACGACGUUCUAGAGCAGGAGACUGAAACAGAGGCUGGAGAUCCAGAGGACGUUUUUAAAGCCGCAGAAAAGCAAGAGCUGACGGAAACGGCGAGCCCAGCGGAAGGGGGUUCUCCGCUUCAAGAACAGCCAUCACUGCUAACCGCUUCAGGGACGAUUAAGGAAGCUAAUCCACCCGUUCCUUCGCCGGUAAGAGCAUCAUUAGAGCUACAGAAACCGCAGCAGUCGCCAUCCCCUGCAAAGUUGCAGCUAGGAGGUUCGGAGACCAUGACAGAGCAACAGAACGCAAAGCAAACCGUGCAGGCCACAGAGCAGGGAGGGAAGGCUGCGGAGAGCGCAGCAGAACCAGAGUGCGAGAGUCGCAGCACGCAAAAAGCGAACGAUAAGGAGGGAGAUGCCGCGAAGAUCCCCGCCACCAAGGAGGACGGUGUGAAUGGGGAGCAGGUUAAGAUGGAACCUGGGCAGAGUGAAGACUGGCCCACCGAGAGGGAGGCCGGGAGCGACGACUCUGGCUCUGAAAUGGAGCACGAAGGCGAGCAAAACAACCAGGACAAAAAAGAGGAAGAGCAAGGUGAACGCAGAGGUGUGAAAAGACCUCAUGAAGAACGGGGGCGAGGCUACUAUGAGUUUAAAGAAGAGGUUAACUACAACCGGGCCAAGUCUCCAGAGCCAGAAGAAGAAGAAAUUGAGGAGGAAGUGGAUGAAGGUUUGGUCUGUCUUGAUACAUAUAACUGUGAUUUGCAUUUCCAAGUAAAUAAAGAGCGCUACAGUGGACAACCCCUCUUUUCAGAACGUUUUCCCCAUCUGUGGUCUGGUAGCCGUGCAACUCAUGGUGUGACAAAGGGGCGGGUUGGCUUUGAGGCUAAGGUAUCUAAGAAAUUGAAAGCAAAAGACCUUCCAGAAGAGGAUCCUGAGACACAUGUACUUCGUGUUGGCUGGUCAGUCAAUAAUGCAAGUGUUCAGCUUGGUGAGGAUGAGUUAUCAUAUGGGUAUGAUGGCCGUGGGAAAAAGGUGGAAAAUCGUGCUUUUGAAGACUUUGGCGAAACUUUCACUGAAAAUGAUGUUAUUGGCUGUUACGUGAAUUUUGAAGGGGAGGAGAUAGAGCUUUCGUUCCAGAAGAAUGGCACAGAUCUUGGUGUGACCUUCACUGUUAGUAAAGAUGCUCUAGGAGACCAAGCUUUAUUUCCUCAUAUGCUAUGUAAAAAUUGUGCUGUUGAAGUUAACUUUGGGCAGCUAGAGGAGCCCUUUUUCCCCACACCGGAGGGGUUUGUGCUGAUGCAUCAAAUAUCAGCCGAAGAAUUGGUCCGCUCCUCCAUGGCUCCUAAAACAAAAGAGGAGUGCGAGGUGCUGAUGAUGGUUGGAAUGCCUGGUGCUGGUAAAACUCACUGGGCUCGAAAUCAUAUGAUUGAGAACCCAGAGAAGCAUUACAAUGUUCUUGGGACAAAAAAUGUCUUGGAACGAAUGAGAGUACAGACACCUGAAGGAGCUCAAGUAAGUGCUGAACAGAAGGAGAUGUUACUGCAGCAGGCAACCCAAUGUCUUAGUCAGCUCAUUCAAAUUGCUGCUCGUAAAAAGAGGAACUACAUUCUUGACCAGGCUAACGUGUACAGCUCUGCCCAGCGACGUAAGCUGCUGCGAUUUAAAGGGUUCAAUCGAAAGGCAGUGGUAGUUUGUCCCAGUGAUGAAGAGUGGAAAAAGCGACUGCAACUCCACCAGCAAGAAGAAGGAGAGGAAGUGGCUGAAACCUCUCUUCUAAAGGUUAAAGUGAGUUUUACACUCCCGUCCAAGUGUAAUUUUCUGGAAGAAGUCAUCUAUUCUGAACUACAGAAAGAAGAGGCAGAGAAGCUGCUUGCUACAUACAAAGAAGAAGCUCGCAAAGUGCUUCCGCCACCGCCAAAACGCAAGAAACAUCGUAAUCGGCGUAAACAGCAGAAUCGCAAUAUACGAGGUGGAGGGAUGAUGGGGACAGGAAUCCUACCUUUGCCAUAUGGGGCAAACAGAGGUGGUUUCAAUCACCGUCCAUUUGAGCCACCGCAGCCUUUCUGGGGGGGACAACCACGCAGAGAGCAGGAGUACAGACCAUUUUAUAACCAGUACAGAACAGAAUAUGACCGGUUUUAUGGGCGAAACUAUGAUCCACAGCGGUAUCGGGAAUACUACAGGCAAUACACUCAAGAGUGGAACCGCUAUUAUCGGGAUCAGGAUCGUUACGGCUAUGGUGGUGGUGGUGGCGGCGGCGGCAACAGGAAUUAUGGCUAUGGAGGAGGAGUCAACUAUAGGGGUGGUUAUCGGUAAACCACAGCAUGGAAACUUUUGUCUCAUUUUCCUAUCUUUCCGGCCUAAAUCUCAAAACUUUUUUUUUUUUUUUUUUUUUUUGCCUCCUUCUUUUGUUUUCUACAGUAGAUAGGGUUUUGUUUUUUGUUUGUGUGUGUGUUUUUUUUUUUUUUUUUUUGUCUUCCUUUUCAUGCCAGAUUGGAAUGCCAGUUUAAUGAUAGGGGACAAAAUAUAAUAAUUCACCCAAGAGGCAAUACACUGCUUUUCUUUUAGUUUUCAUCUUUUGUGGUAAUGGAGGGAGGGGGUUAUGUGGUUUUCAUUUUCUUAAAUUGUCAACUGUACAUUUUUAAGCAAAAAAAAAUGUUAACUUGAUUGUCUUAAUUGAAUACACAUUUCAGCUUUUACUAGACUUUUUAUAUUGUAUGUAAAUAUAUAUAUAUAAAUACCUAUCUAAAAUACCUGUCUGCUGAUAGAGCAGUUUCUUGCUGCCAACAGAUUUAUGCUUGUGAAACAGCAUCUUGAUUUGAAGCAUCCCUCACUUCCAGUGUUUGGUCAUGGGGAGAAAAAUGAGAGACAGACCAUUAGAUUAAGCAUUUUGGCUUUUACAUGUGAGGAUAUAAAUAAAAGCAUUUCUAUCCUGGAAUUUUACUUUUUUUAAGCUGUUAAAUGUCAAUGUGGAAAUGUUGUUCAGAAUGUAAUGUUGAUUUCAAACCAUUCACUUCAGGGACAGACAGCAUUAGGUAUUUAGCUGCCUUCUGAGGCAUUGUAUGUGCUUUUGAAUUAAGUGUGCUUUUUAAUUGCCCUGUUUGCCCAUUUUGCAUUCAAGGACCAUUAAUGGACAAGUUUAUGGUCUCUAAGACUGAGAAGUGAAUGAGACCUAUGCUUUUGUUUUUGUUUUUUGUUUUUUUUUCUUCCCUCCCCUCAUCCCUCUGUGCAGUGGGUAAAUUUUGAGUCAUCUGCCUUAAUUUUAUAUUUGGUUUCAACUUCUGAGUUGAUAUUUCCUCUCAUUCAUCUGUAGAUUACAUUCAUUGCCAUAUUAGAAUUAGCUGUUGAAGCCCUUACUGAAUAGAAAAAGCCACUGUUAUAUUUAUUACAGUUGAUAAAUGUGAUGGUAAAGUUAUGUGCAAACUUUGGAAUGCUGCAAGAGCUCUGAUUAAAUUCCUUUGAUCUAAA
Erpetoichthys calabaricus (reedfish) is the source of this 3827-nucleotide messenger RNA. RefSeq names its product heterogeneous nuclear ribonucleoprotein U-like protein 2. Bases 171 to 2675 code for a protein of 834 amino acids. Gene Ontology annotation, molecular function: protein binding. The record is from RefSeq and is a predicted model, not a curated record. Gene Ontology annotation, cellular component: membrane. Lineage: Eukaryota; Metazoa; Chordata; Cladistia; Polypteriformes; Polypteridae. The transcript is spliced from 14 exons.